Geodia barretti is the source of this 457-nucleotide messenger RNA. The record is from the annotation of a GenBank genome assembly. NCBI's taxonomy places the organism in Eukaryota, Metazoa, Porifera, Demospongiae, Tetractinellida, Geodiidae.
AAAAUCUUGACAUCCACACGACGGUCGCUCGCUAGUCUGAGCCCGAGAAUGGAGGCGUCUCUGGAGUCUCAGAUGAACGAAAUAAUGUCGCAGCCUGGAGUUACGGGGGUCCUGUGUGCAGACGAGCAAGGUCUCGCCCUCUCAGCUCAGGGAACUCUGACCCCGCACAGUGCAGGGCUGGUCUCCGUGGUGACAGAGAAGGCAUGCCAGCUGCGACACGGAACCGAACCUGACGAAAAACCUGUGGUUGUCAUGGAGUUUGACACGGGGAAUGUUCUGAUUCGCUCUCAUAAUAACUCGACUCUUGCUGUGCAUAAAGUCUGAGCAGCUGUCCUACUCUAUGUUCAGUCUUUGUGUGUGUAUGUGUGUGUGUGUUCUUGUAUUGAUGCUUUGAUGACAAGUCAAAGAGGCAGGUUAUAUGUUGGAGAUGGUUUUCAUUCACAUAACAUGUGUAUAC